AUGUCGCACGCCGACCACACGCGCGACCCAUGUCCAUGGGUGAUCCUGAACGACUUUGGCGGUGCGUUUGCCAUGGGUGCCGUGGGCGGCACCAUCUGGCACGGCAUCAAGGGUGCGCGCAACAGCCCGCGCGGUGAGCGUCUGCCCGGCUCGCUCUCGGCGAUCAAGGCGCGCGCACCCGUGCUCGGAGGCAACUUCGGCGUGUGGGGCGGCAUGUUCUCCUCGUUCGACUGCGCCGUCAAGGGCAUCCGUCAAAAGGAGGAUCCGUGGAACGCCAUCAUCGCAGGCUUCAUGACCGGAGGCGGUCUCGCCAUCCGUUCCGGACCCAAGACCGCGGUCGGAUCGGGUAUCAUGUGCGGUAUUCUGCUCGGUGUCUUCGAGGGCGUGGGUGUGCUCAUGCAGCGCUUCAUGGCCGAGGGGAAUAAACAGGUCGCCCCCAUCAUCCCCGAUACCCUCCCUGGAUCCGCACCACCAGCGUUGUCAGCAUCACAAUAG
Moesziomyces antarcticus is the source of this 495-nucleotide messenger RNA. RefSeq names its product mitochondrial import inner membrane translocase subunit. The record is from RefSeq and is a predicted model, not a curated record. Gene Ontology annotation, cellular component: TIM23 mitochondrial import inner membrane translocase complex; mitochondrial inner membrane. Gene Ontology annotation, biological process: protein import into mitochondrial matrix. The transcript has a single exon. Lineage: Eukaryota; Fungi; Basidiomycota; Ustilaginomycetes; Ustilaginales; Ustilaginaceae. The coding region runs from base 1 to 495 and encodes 164 amino acids. Gene Ontology annotation, molecular function: transmembrane protein transporter activity.